UCGUAAAAGAGGAGAAGGUUUCGAACACAGAGGCUGCAAUGGCUUCUUCAUCGGGAUCGAACAAUGCAGAACCAGGUUUGAGUUCCUGUCUCCUUAGAAAUUAAGGAUGUAAUGGUACGACCCUAUAGAACAGAUCUUGUUCAGGUAUGUACUGGUGCAAUUGUUUCUGUUUUCACAUUCACAUUACAUACACGAUCAAAGGGUUGUGAUUUAGUUGAUUAGUCCUUAUGUUCUUGGCUGCUGAGUUAGUCUAUAAGUUUAUAUUUCUUCUUACAUUUGGGGCAUGGGUGGUAUUGGAAAGACCACCCUUGCUGGUGCUGUAUUAUGAAUUUGAAGCAUCUUGUUUUCUUGCAAAUGUUAGUGCGAAAUAUGCAAAACAUGGACCAAAUCACGUGCGAGAUGAACUUCUUGGUCAGAUACUAAAGGAAGAGGAUCUAAGAAUCGACACUCCAUCUAUAGGGUCAACUUCUGUACAAGAGAAGCUACACUGUACAAAUGUCUUCGUUGUUCCUGAUGCUGUCGAUGAAAUGGACCAGAUAGAGCUUCUGGCUGGAGAUGAUGCUUGGUUUGGCCCUGGAAGUAGGAUCAUUAUCACAACUAGAGAUAAAAGCCUACUUGAGAAAAAGAAUAUUCAUGAUUCUAAGAUAUACAGGGUUCAAGGGUUACCUUCAGCUGAAGCUCUUACGCUAUUUAAUUUGAAUGCUUUCAGAAACAGCACUCCUCAAACAGAUUAUGCAGAGUUGUCAGGAAAGGUAUUAGAUUAUGUCAAGGGUCUUCCUUUAUAGGUCUCAAAGUUUUGGGUUCCUUAUUCUUUCACUGCAUGGGCAAAGAAGAAUGGGAAGAUGUGUGGAACAAAUUGAAGAAAUAUCCCAGCAAAAAAAUUCAGAAUUUGUUGAGGCUGAGUUAUGAUGGAUUGGAAGAAAAUGAGAGGGAGAUAUUUCUUGAUAUAGCAUGUUUUUAUAAAGGGAUGGAUGUGAACUACGUAAAAAGAAGGUUACGCAUUCGUGGUUUCUAUCUGACUGGAAUUGAAGCUCUCAUCGCUAUGUCUCUCAUAUCAAAUUUCAAAACGGGGAUACUGGAAGUGUUAGCAUAAACACAACACCAAGAUCAUGCAAAGCAAGUUACCGUGAUUCAAACACAAAACCAUAAACCAUAAAGCAGUGCAGAGAGAAAAGACAUACCUGCGGAAGAACUUGAACCGGCUGCCAUGCUUAAUCUCUGCAA
Messenger RNA from Malus domestica (apple), 1224 nucleotides. The record is from RefSeq and is a predicted model, not a curated record. Lineage: Eukaryota; Viridiplantae; Streptophyta; Magnoliopsida; Rosales; Rosaceae.